Suncus etruscus (white-toothed pygmy shrew) is the source of this 4211-nucleotide messenger RNA. RefSeq names its product immunoglobulin superfamily member 1 (gene IGSF1). The record is from RefSeq and is a predicted model, not a curated record. Gene Ontology annotation, cellular component: plasma membrane. Lineage: Eukaryota; Metazoa; Chordata; Mammalia; Eulipotyphla; Soricidae.
AUGGCAAUGAGGAGUGGGAGGCAGUCUCAACCAGAGUUGUGGCUAGAGACCAACUAUCCCAAGACCCCUUGGGAAAACAUUACACUAUGGUGCAAAAGCCCCUCUGGAUUUCCAAGCAAGUUCCUGCUGCUGAAGGAUGAAACACAGUUAACCUGGAUCCGCCCUUCCCAGAAGACCAUCAAAGUUUCAUUCCACUUAGGUGCCCUUACUAAGACCAAUGCAGGACGGUACAAGUGUCUCUACUGGAAGGAAAAAGGCUGGUCAAAACCUAGUAAAGUUCUAGAGUUGGAAGGUCCAGGUGAAACUUCAAAACCCAGCUUAUGGAUCUCAGCAAAAACCUCCCCUCUUCCUGUAUGUAGUGUUGAUAUUCUCUGUCAUGGAUGGAUGCAAGAUAUAGUAUUCAUGCUAUUCAAAGAGGAGCCUGCAGAGUACACAGAUUACCGGUCCUCAGCUGGGACAGUAACCAUAUUCUCCGUUGCCAAUUUAACGCCUAAGAGCAAAGGGAUGUACAUAUGCCGUACUCAUAUUCAGAUGUAUCCUACUCUGUGGUCAGAGCCCAGCGACCCCCUGAAACUAAUUGUGGCAGGACUUUAUCCAAAACCAACUCUUACAGCAUAUCCUGGGCCCUUCAUGGCACCUGGAGAAAGCCUGCAUCUCAGGUGUCAAGGGCCAAUCUAUGGAAUGACCUUUGCUUUAAUAAGGCUUGAAGGUGUGAAGAAAUCCUUUUAUCUAAAGAGACCAGUAAAAAAUGAGGCAUAUUUCUUCUUCCGGUCUUUGAAAAGAUAUGAUACUGGACGUUACUUUUGCUUUUACUACGAUGGCUCAUCCAGAGGCUCAUUGCUCAGUGAUGUGCAAAAAAUCUGGGUAACCGACACUUUCCCUGAUAGCUGGCUACUUGUUCAUCCAAGUCCUGUGGUCCAAAUGGGUCAGAAUGUGAGCUUAAUGUGUCAAGGGUCAGUGAAAGGCGUGGGACUUGCACUCUAUAAAAAAGGAGAAGAUAAAGCACUUCAGCUCUUGGAUAACACUAACAUUGAUGACAAGAAGUCAUUCUUCCUCAACAAUGUGAACUACAGUGAUGCUGGCAUCUAUAGCUGCCAAUAUUCCCUCUCCUGGAAGACCUCCAUCAGGGUGACAUCUCACAACAUUGUGGAUCUUGUGGUUAUAGAUAAGCCCCCUAAGCCUUCUCUGACAGCCUGGCCCAGCACUGUGUUUAAACUAGGAAAGGCCAUUACCCUUCAGUGCCGAGCACCUCAUCCAGUAAUUGAAUAUUCGCUGGAACAGGAAGAAAAAACAACAGUGAAACAAGUCUCAGUGAAUGGAAACUUCAUCAUCAGUAAUAUUGAAGGGAAAGGCACAGGGACUUACAGCUGCAGCUAUCGUGCAGAUGCAUACCCUAAUAUCUGGUCAUAUCACAGUGAUCCUCUGACGCUGAUGGGACCAGCAGGUUUUCUCGCUUGGAAUCAUGUUUUGAAUGAAGCCAUCAGAUUGACCCUAGUGAUACAGGUUGUUGCUUUACUGUUGAUAGUCCUGUGGGUAAGAUGGAGAUGUCGGAGACUCAGACUCAGAGAAGCCUGGUUGCUGGGAACAGCUCAAGGGGUCACCAUGCUCUUCAUAGUCGCGGCCCUGCUCUGCUGUGGACUGUGUAAUGGGGCAGUGACAGAAGAGACUGAAAUAGUCAUGCCAACUCCUAAGCCUGAGCUGUGGGCAGAGACCAACUAUCCUCUGGCCCCGUGGAAGAACUUAACCCUCUGGUGCAGAAGCCCUUCUGGUUCAACCAAGGAGUUUGUGCUGCUAAAAGAUGGAACCGGGUGGAUUGCCACUCGUCCGGCCACAGAGCAGGUCCGGGCAGCUUUCCCCCUUGGCGCCUUGACCCAGAGCCACACCGGGAGUUACCACUGUCAUUCAUGGGAAGAGAUGGCUGUGUCUGAGCCCAGUGAGGCCCUGGAACUAGUGGGAGCAGAUAUCCUCCCCAAGCCUGUCAUUUCUGCUUCUCCCCCAGUCCGAGGACAGGAACUGAAAAUCCGGUGCAAAGGAUGGCUGGAAGGCAUGGGGUUUGCGCUCUAUAAGGAGGGGGUACAGGAACCUGUCCAGCAACUUGGUGUGGUUGGGAGAGAAGCCUUUUUCACAAUCCAAAGAAUGGAGGAUAAAGAGGAAGGCAAUUACAGCUGCCGAACUCAUACUGAAAAGAGCCCCUUCAAGUGGUCUGAGCCUAGUGAGCCUGUGGAGCUUGUCAUUAAAGAAAUGUACCCCAAGCCCUUCUUCAAGACAUGUGCCAGUCCUCUGGUGACUGCUGGUUCCCGAGUAACUUUCAACUGCUCUACUCCCCACCAGCACAUGAGCUUUAUUCUUUACAAAGAUGGAAGUGAAAUUGCAUCCAGUGACAGAUCCUGGUCAAAUCUGGGUGCCAGUACAGCUCACUUUCUCAUCCUUUCGGUGGGCAAUGGUGAUGGAGGGAAUUAUAGCUGCCGUUAUUAUGACUUUUCUAUCUGGUCUGAGCCCAGUGACCCUGUGGAGCUUGUGGUGACAGAUUUCUACCCCAAGCCUACUCUCUUGGCUCAACCAGGUCCAGUGGUACUUCCGGAAAAGAAUGUGACCCUGCGCUGCCAAGGACCUUUCUGGGACAUGAGGUUUGCCCUUCUGAAGGAAGGAACACAGACUCCCUUACAGAUCCUGAGUGCUUCAGGGAACUCAGUUGACUUCCUUCUCCACACUAAUAGUGUAGAGGAUUCUGGGAACUACAGCUGUGUCUAUUAUGAGACAACCAUGUCCAACAGGGGAUCACAGCUCAGCACACCCGUUAUGAUCUGGGUGACUGAUACAUUCCCCAAGCCAUGGUUGUUUGCUGAGCCCAGUUCUGUGGUACCCAUGGGGCAAAACGUUACCCUUUGGUGUCAAGGCCCAAUUCGCGGAGUAGGGUACAUUCUGCAUAAAGAAAGAGAUGACACUUCAGCGGAGCUCUCGGAAACCACCAGUAAUGAUGGGGCAUUUCCCAUCACUAAUAUAUCUGGUGCUACCAUAGGACGCUACAGUUGUUGCUACCAUCCUGACUGGACAAGCCCUAUCAAGUUACAGCCUAGCAACACCCUGGAACUCAUAGUCACUGGUUUGCUUCCGAAGCCCAGUCUAUCAGCCCAGCCUGGUCCUGUGGUAGCCCCUGGAGAAAACAUGACACUUCACUGUGAAGGGGAAUUGCCUGACUCAACAUAUGUCCUGUUGAAAAAGGGUGUCCAAGAGCCCAUAGAGCAACAGAAGCCAAAUGGGUAUAAGGCUGACUUCUGGAUGCCAUCAGUGAGAAGUAAGGAUUCUGGAAUCUAUAGCUGUGUCUAUUAUUUGGAAACUGCUCCCCUUGCAGCUUCCAAUCACAGUGAGCUUCUGGAGAUCUGGGUGACUGAUAAGCCCCCCAAGCCAUCUCUGUCAGCUUGGCCGAACGCUGAGUUCAAGCUAGGGAAGGACAUCACAUUGCAGUGCCGAGGACCCCUGCCAGGAGUUGAAUUUGUCCUAGAACAUGAUGGAGAAGAAGCACCUCAGCAGUUCUCAGAGGAUGGAGACUUUGUCAUCAACAAUAUGGAAGGAAAAGGCAUUGGAAACUAUAGUUGUAGUUACCGCCUCCAGGCCUACCCCGAUAUAUGGUCAGAACCCAGUGAUCUUCUGGAGCUGGUUGGAGCAGCAGGGCCUGCUGCUCAGGAGUGCACUGUGGGUAACAUUGUCCGAAGUAGCCUGAUUGUGGUGGUGGUGGUAGCCUUGGGGAUAGUGUUAGCCAUAGAAUGGAAGAAGUGGCCUCGACUCCGGACCAGGGGAUCAGAUACAGAUGGAAGAGACCAGACUAUCGCCCUUGAAGAAUGCAACCUAGAUGGGGAACCAGACACCAAUACCAGCUCUCCCUCAUCAACCUCUCGGACCUCAGUAGAAGUGCCAGUCCCUGUAUAAUAACCUACUCCUUGAUGUGAGAUUUCCUCUUUCUUUUCUCCUCAGAGACCUGUAAGCCUGCCCUGUUUCCCUUGGUGUCAACAUUAGCUACUCUUCCUUGGCCACUAAUCACCUGAGCUGAAUCCAGGGGAUUCUGGCAGUUGAGAGAUCUACCAGAAAAGAUGUUUUCUAAAGAGAGAUUCCCUACCCCUGUAACCCUUUACUGUACUGAUGUACUGAUGCAUGAGGUUCUAUUAAAAAUGUAUUCUUCUGAAUAAAGAUUAUUCAAUAUUAAACUGCUAAAA